Molecule: messenger RNA, 2231 nt
Organism: Apis laboriosa (Himalayan honeybee)
Lineage: Eukaryota; Metazoa; Arthropoda; Insecta; Hymenoptera; Apidae
Exons: 2
Coding region: 633-1802 (389 amino acids)
Source: RefSeq, a predicted model, not a curated record
UAUUUCCAGCUGGCCACUUGCGACCAACUCGUCGCGACGCGUACAUCGAUGUUAACCGAUAUACGAUUUAUCACGACCGAUUUGACACGUAUCCAUAACACUACGAGAAUCAAUCUCGCGUCAAUCGGAGUUAACAUAGAAAAUAAGAUCGAAAAUAAUCGAUAUCGGUAAGAAAGUAUUCGAAAAUAUCGAUCCAGUGUAUUUAAUUCGCAAGUAUUCACCAAAAAGUGAAUUAUCGAUGUGAAACCAAGGAAGUGUAUACAUGUAAAAUAUAUAGAUUUUAGUUUGUACACGUGUUCCAGUUAUUUUCGUUAUCGUUAUCGUUACAAGGAAAGUUAUCAAAUCGUCCCAAUUUCAUCGACGCAGUCACCAGAUAUAGUAUAGAUACCGGCUUCGAUCCUCGAGCUCAGCAUUGCGCUCUUUUCCUUACAUUAAAAAGCAUUAUCUCUUACAAUUACAAGAAAACGCCGGCGCCAUUAUUGUUGACUCGCGCAAUCAAUCAACGCGACGUUUGAACUUUAAACGUCCAAUAAAAUUUGAUACCCUCGUUGUUCUCGUGUUCGGACGUUGUGUUGCAUUAAUAAGCUUUUCGAUAAGCGUAAGGAAAACAUUACCGCCAUUAUUGUUGACUCAUGUAUAAUCAUCAGUCACUCGACUCGUGCAGAGAUCGUUGUUUUAGAAAUCUAGAUCUCGAAGAACGUUCCAUAACUAUGAAGUCUCACGAGAUUUGGGAGCGGAGCAUCACCUUCAUCGAGCACGAAUUGCUUCCGGAAAUGGUGCACGAUCGGUACUUCUGCGAGCCAAAUUCCAGGGAAUUCGUCGAGUUCGACUCGGCCACGAUUCGUCUCGAUGAGCUGAGCCGAAGUAGCGAGAUUUAUCGCGUCACGGUUGUGGUCAAGUUCUCCGGCGAGCCACGUAGCUUCCCACUAGUUUUGAAAUUGCUUCCAGAGGAGGGGGCAGAGCACACGGGCCGAACGGCGUUCGACGCGUUCCAGAACGAGGAAAUGUUCUACUCGAAGAUGGCCCCUAAAUACGGGCCUGAUUUGGUUCCAAAGUGUUACCUGUCCGAUCUGGGUCGUUAUGGAAGGACAGUGAUCGUGUUGGAGGAUCUGGAGAAGGAUGAUUACAAGCAGGUUGACGGUGAACUGGACGAGAAUCAUUUGAAAUUAUGCGUGCAAGUUUUGGCCAAGUUUCACGCGAGAGGGUUGAGGCUGAAGGAUACCGAGCCAGGGAUCUUCAGGGAGUUCGAGGCGAAACUUCUUGAAAUUUCCCUCACCGAGGAGGCUAUGCUCCAUUAUGAGAAGAGAUCGACUAGAAUGUUGGACAUCCUUGAAUCCUUAUCGAACUCAGCCUUUGCCGAGAAGAUGAAACGGAGAUUAAACAAGAAUCCAAUGGAAAUCGUGAAAGGUAUCGUGACGGAGGUGAACGACGUUUCCACAAUAUGUCACGGCCAUUUUUCACACGAUAAUCUGCUGUUCAAAUAUCAGAACGGGAAACCGAUCGGCGCGAAGGUGAUCGACUGGCAAACAAUGAGAUAUUGUUCGCCGGCUGUCGAUCUUGGGCCCAUUCUACUGUAUAACGUGACGCAUGAGGAUGGCUCGUCGAAGGUGCAGGAAAUUUUGACGCUGUACAUCGACACCGUCAGAUCUGAAUAUCCUGAAGUGGACGGUCAACGACUCAGGGAAGAUAUCGUGGACAAAUUCUUCUUUGCCGGCGUCGUUCUAUCAUUCCUAGAUCACAUUACUGACGAAGAACUUAAUCGCGUUUUGUUACUUUUGGAACAAUUAGACGAUUUUAACUGAACUGUUUAAUUUAUUCCGAUUUUAAUCAAUGAUUUAUAUAUUUCAGUGUUUUGUCUCUUUUUUUCUUUUUUUUUUUUUAUUACUAGUUAAUGGAUUAUUUUUGCAAAAGAAAUAAAAUAUUUUAAUGAUAUUUUAGAUUACGAGUACGGUUGGUAAAAGUAAUUUUCUUUUUGUUUUGUAUGUCAAUGAAUUUAAAGUCAUCAAUGAAAUUGAUUCAUAAAAUAUGAUAAUGAUGUGUAAAAUACGUGCAAUGACUAAUAUUUUUAAAAUUUAUGAAUUAUAAUGUUCGUUAUAAUGUUUGCAACGAUCUUUGAUAACGAUUUUUUUAAUCCAUUAAUUUUCAUUGAUCUCAUAAUUUAUGAUGAUUUAAUAGAAUUAAUUACGUUUUUUGUAUGAAGAUAAAAAUGUGAAAAAUAUAAUCUUAAAUAU